GAUUUUAGACUCAAUAUUAAUUGAAUCUCGAUAAAUAAAUCCUCGAAAUUUUUUCGAUGGCAGCCCACAUAAACAAACCGAAAAAACUGUCUCCCAAACUCCCAAACCUUAAACCCCCAAGAAGAAAGAAUAGAAAGGAGUGGUAAUGGUGAAAAGCUUCACUCUUCUCCAAACAGUCGGCACCGCCGGCGUAUUCUCCGCCGUCUCCUUCUGGUAUGGAUUCAUGUUUGGGAGAGAGUCUGCCCGUAAAGAGCUGGGUGAUUUAAUCGAUUCUCUUCGCCGCAACGAUCCCACUUCCUCCUCCCCUUCCCAUUCCUAGUUCUUGUAUAGUGAAGAUUUGUUCUUUUGGAAAACAUUGGCCUGAGAAGAUUUUAGUAAGCAGAGUGUACCGAUUGUAAUCGAAAGGUAUCUUAAAGUAAUUUGGACAUGUAUGUUCCGUUUAUGAUUCUGCUAUUUAAGUUCGUAAUGGAACUCCAGACGAGAAUUUGCAAUAUUGAUUUUUUACUGCUUA
Messenger RNA from Daucus carota subsp. sativus, 511 nucleotides. RefSeq lists its product as uncharacterized. The record is from RefSeq and is a predicted model, not a curated record. NCBI's taxonomy places the organism in Eukaryota, Viridiplantae, Streptophyta, Magnoliopsida, Apiales, Apiaceae. The transcript has 3 exons. The coding region runs from base 146 to 319 and encodes 57 amino acids.